AUGGAGGUUUGUGGGACUUCUAGUCCAAAAAUAGAAACUGGGACACUGUGUCCAAUUAAGGAUACUGAGACAUCCAGUCACAAUAAGUAUACUGAGAUAUCCCAUCACAAUAAGGAUACUGAGACAUCCAGUCACAAUAAGGAUACUGAGACACUACGUCACAAUAAGGAUAUUGAGACAUUCCAUCACAAUAAGGAUACUGAGACAUCCUGUCACAAUAAGGAUACUGAGACACAACGUCACAAUAAGGAUACUGAGACAUCGCGUCACAAUAAGGAUACUGAGACACAACGUCACAAUAAGGAUACUGAGACAUCCUGUCACAAUAAGGAUACUGAGACACAACGUCACAAUAAGGAUAUUGAGACAUCCCGGCACAAUAAGGAUACUGAGACAUCCCGUCACAAUAAGGAUACUGAGACAUCCGGUCACAAUAAGGAUACUGAGACAUCCCGUCACAAUAAGGAUACUGAGACAUCCUGGCACAAUAAGGAUACUGUGACAUCCUGGCACAAUAAGGAUACUGAGACAUCCCAUCACAAUAAGGAUACUGAGACGUCCCGUCACAAUAAGGAUACUGGGACAUCCCGUCACAAUAAGGAUAGCAAAACAUCCCGUCACAAUAAGGAUACUGAGACAUCCCGUCACAAUAAGGAUACUGGGACAUCCAGUCACAAUAAGGAUACUGAGACAUCCCGUCACAAUAAGGAUACUGAGACAUCCAGUCACAAUAAGGAUACUGAGACAUCCCGUCACAAUAAGGAUAGCAAAACAUCCCGUCACAAUAAGGAUACUGAGACAUCCCGUCACAAUAAGGAUACUGGGACAUCCAGUCACAAUAAGGAUACUGAGACAUCCCGUCACAAUAAGGAUACUGAGACAUCCAGUCACAAUAAGGAUACUGGGACAUCCCAUCACAAUAAGGAUACUGAGACACUACGUCAAAAUAAGGAUACUGAGAUAUCCCAUCACAAUAAGGAUAAUGAGACAUCCCGUCACAAUAAGGAUACUGAGACAAUACGUCACAAUAAGGAUACUGAGACAUCCCGGCACAAUAAGGAUACUGAGACAUCCCGGCACAAUAAGGAUACUGAGACACUACGUCACAAUAAGGAUACUGAGACACUACGUCACAAUAAGGAUACUGAGACACUAUGUCACAAUAAGGAUACUGAGACAUCCCGUCACAAUAAGGAUACUGUGACAUCCCGUCACAAUCAGGAUACUGAGACAAUACGUCACAAUAAGGAUAUUGAGACAUCCCAUCACAAUAAGGAUACUGAGACAUCCCAUCACAAUAAGGAUACUGAGACACAACGUCACAAUAAGGAUACUGAGACAUCGCGUCACAAUAAGGAUACCGAGACACUAUGUCACAAUAAGGAUACUGAGAUAUCCCAUCACAAUAAGGAUACUGGGACAUCCCGUCACAAUAAGGAUACUAGGACAUCCCAUCACAAUAAGGAUACUGAGACAUCCCAUCACAAUAAGGAUACUGAGACGUCCCGUCACAAUAAGGAUACUGGGACAUCCCGUCACAAUAAGGAUAGCAAAACAUCCCGUCACAAUAAGGAUACUGAGACAUCCUGGCACAAUAAGGAUACUGGGACAUCCCGUCACAAUAAGGAUACUGAGACAUCCAGUCACAAUAAGGAUACUGGGACAUCCCGUCACAAUAAGGAUACUGAGACGUCCCGUCACAAUAAGGAUACUGAGACGUCCAGUCACAAUAAGGAUACUGUGACAUCCCGUCACAAUCAGGAUACUGAGACAAUACGUCACAAUAAGGAUAUUGAGACAUCCCAUCACAAUAAGGAUACUGAGACAUCCCAUCACAAUAAGGAUACUGAGACACAACGUCACAAUAAGGAUACUGAGACAUCGCGUCACAAUAAGGAUACCGAGACACUAUGUCACAAUAAGGAUACUGAGAUAUCCCAUCACAAUAAAGAUACUGGGACAUCCCGUCACAAUAAGGAUACUAGGACAUCCCAUCACAAUAAGGAUACUGAGACAUCCCAUCACAAUAAGGAUACUGAGACGUCCCGUCACAAUAAGGAUACUGGGACAUCCCGUCACAAUAAGGAUAGCAAAACAUCCCGUCACAAUAAGGAUACUGAGACAUCCUGGCACAAUAAGGAUACUGUGACAUCCUGGCACAAUAAGGAUACUGAGACAUCCCAUCACAAUAAGGAUACUGAGACGUCCCGUCACAAUAAGGAUACUGGGACAUCCCGUCACAAUAAGGAUAGCAAAACAUCCCGUCACAAUAAGGAUACUGAGACAUCCUGGCACAAUAAGGAUACUGGGACAUCCCGUCACAAUAAGGAUACUGAGACGUCCCGUCACAAUAAGGAUACUGAGACGUCCAGUCACAAUAAGGUUACUGGGACAUCCCGUCACAAUAAGGAUACUGAGAUAUCCCGUCACAAUAAGGUUACUGGGACAUCCAGUCACAAUAAGGAUACUGAGACAUCCUGUCACAAUAAGGAUACUGAGACACUACGUCACAAUAAGGAUAAUGAGACAUCCCGUCACAAUAAGGAUACUGGGACAUCCCGUCUCACUAAGGACCCUGGGACUUUUAUUCCAAUUCAAAUACUUGGACACUUAGUUGUAGUAAGGACAUAA
Messenger RNA from Pecten maximus, 2631 nucleotides. RefSeq lists its product as uncharacterized. Lineage: Eukaryota; Metazoa; Mollusca; Bivalvia; Pectinida; Pectinidae. The coding region runs from base 1 to 2631 and encodes 876 amino acids. The record is from RefSeq and is a predicted model, not a curated record. The transcript has a single exon.